GAAUUCCGCACAAAUCAACACCGCGUCUCCAGUCACAGGUUCUCGAGUCCCACGCCAACGACGGUGCCUGCGAUGCCACGCCCCUGUCAACGCCGUCGCGCCGUCGCCGCGCACCGAAACCCCAAUCCCAAACCGAAAGCAAAAGCAAAAUCCGCCGCGCCGCCACCCAUUCGUCACAAAGCCCGCCAAAAAGCCAUCCACAACGCGCGCCGCGCGCAGAACAAACGUGAGCAGGAGGAUUUUGUGGCCGCGUCGAAUCGCGGAAACAACUUUGGAGUGCUGCCUGGGCGUGGGCAUGCGCGAGGGAGCCAGUAUGAUCCCAUUGCGCUAGACGACGUGGUCGAGGAUGGGGAGGUGAGCGAUGAUGACGAUACGGACGAGAUGGACGAGGAUGACGAUGACGACGGGGAUAUGAUGAUCAAUGUGCAGGAGUACCGGGGAAAAGUGGGGACGAGAGAGGUCAUGUUCACGGAGGGAGAGGCCGUGGGUAUCUAUAGGGAGUUGUGGCUGGCGGGGUUUCCGCUGUUGGGCAGGGGAGUGGGAAGGUUUGGAGGUAAAGUGCAAGUCACGAACGCCGUGGGUUUGGAACCGUAUUCACGUCUUGCCUUUAGCAGAUCGGAUACGACCAUUCAACCAGAGACUGCCAACCCUAAGAUUGCCCUGUCGAAGACUUCAUCAAAUACUUCACAAGCACCUGUACCACCACCCCGUCGAAAGCCCGCCAACACGGCACCAAAGAGUGUAAGAAACCCCGCACAAGUACCCUACCAUCCCGCGCAUGACUACAAAUUCGAUUUUGGUACGCAUCGAGGCAAGACUUUCCUCGAAGCGCCCGAGAACUACUUGCGCACAAUAGGCGGCCAAGCCAUGGUCUUCGACGGCCGUCACAAAGGGCUCAAGGAAGCAUUCGACUACUACAGACCCGGCCGCCGAAGUACCAUAGUUGACGAUCCACCGCAAUUCGAAGAGUACAAACAACCGCCACCACAGUUUCUGGCACCACGCGCAGCAACAGAUGAUCGUUGGGAAGACUAUCAAUUACCCAAGGGCCGUUGGCUUGGCAAGAGACUUGACCAAGUCCCCGAGGAUUAUCUCAGGACUUUAGAGGGCAUGCUAUAUCGUAAGCAGCUCGGCUGGGAGGGCCUGAGAGCCGCGCUAGUGGAUUUCAAUCAGAGAACGGGGAGAGAGGGUAAGCUGCAAGGUUGACCACUGCUUAAGCAAAACAAUAAGCCAGGCUCGACGUCUUCGAUACAUUCUGCAAAUGCGGAAUAGCAUUUGCGAAGUACCUUGAGGAAGUCCAGUUCCUCUGUUCCAUGGACAGUGGGUGACGUCGA
Messenger RNA from Dothidotthia symphoricarpi CBS 119687, 1334 nucleotides. RefSeq lists its product as uncharacterized. The transcript is spliced from 2 exons. NCBI's taxonomy places the organism in Eukaryota, Fungi, Ascomycota, Dothideomycetes, Pleosporales, Dothidotthiaceae. Bases 73 to 1206 code for a protein of 377 amino acids. The record is from RefSeq and is a predicted model, not a curated record.